GUCUGUUAGCUUAUGGGUUGAUUUGCAAGAAUCGUGCAGUGUAGGGGCUGAUCUCAUUUUUUUAAAGACUUUUACACUAAAAUGAGAUAAGUUUGAGGACUUAACAACGAUUUUGCUUUACGUGGAAGAGUGUUAACGGAAAAAACUGAAACCGGAAAAUUAUUAGAGAAAGAUCGGAAAAAGAAAAGCAGUGUACAAUGCGUAACACUCACUCACCUCCGGUGAAUUCUCGCUUCGCCUUGGCAUCCAGAGCUUUUACGCAAAAGGAGAUAGGAGAUCUCAGAGCACUGUUCGUGUCCAUGGCUGCCCAGUCACAGAGCGACGGUCGAUACAUAUCUCCCUCUGUCUUUCAGGCAUACUUUGGACUGAAAGGGGCUCUUGGGGAAAGACUCUUUGAUUUGGUUACCCAACAAAGGAGAGACCAGAAAUUGACCUUUGAAGACCUCGUAAUUACUAAGACGACUUAUGAGAAAGGAACAAAUGAUGAGAUUGAGGAGUUUGUUUAUUAAUUAUCUGAUGUCACAGCUGAUGGUGUUUUGGGGAGGUCUGACAUAGAAUCUGUUCUAGUUACGAUAUUUGAUGAUAUAUUCAAUGUGAAAAGUUCUGAACCUGGAUCAACCCUUGCCUUUCAAAGAACAGUAAAAUCUGCCCAGAAGUGAUAGAAUGCUGGGGAGUUGUUAGGAAAGUAACACAGCAAGAAAGACAAGAUGCUCUUAAGGGCACUGUGUUAGAAAGGUUUAAGAAGGACCGGAAUAUGCUCAACAUGGUAGGGAUUGCAAAUGCUAGUGAGUAAAUGUGAUCGUCUUUGGCCUUCACUUUCAGACAGGGCGUCAACAUUCGGAUCAGUGCUUAAGGUUAGAACUCCUGUUCAACAUCUGUCUAGUUCAAGGAAAAUUGUUUUUAUCUCGAGUCCCUGAUUCCUCAAUCAAACCAAACUUUAUUUUUUAUCAUUAUAGUGUAUCAUGUAUAUGCCAAAUCCUCUCUUCCAACUACAAAAAAUUACUGGUGGUUUU
Molecule: messenger RNA, 1013 nt
Organism: Rubroshorea leprosula
Lineage: Eukaryota; Viridiplantae; Streptophyta; Magnoliopsida; Malvales; Dipterocarpaceae
Source: the annotation of a GenBank genome assembly